AUUUAUUUUUGUAUCAUUGCAAUUCUUUUGUGAAGGACGUUUUACACUUAAUUUAAUAAAUAUAUAUCAUAUAGUACACGUAAAACACAUAUCGGACUGUUUAAAGGGAGAAGACGGAGUUCUCGGAGGGAACCCACUUGUGCGGCUUGGUGAUCACAAACAAAACUCACAUGCACCCAAGCCAGUACUAUAUGCUCGGGACGCCUUAGUGAGAAGAGAGUGCGUUUGCCACUGCGCUAAACGAGCAACCCGAGACGCUUUGGUGAGAAGCGAGUGCGCUAGCCACUGCGCUGGACGGGCAACCCGGGAUGUUUUGGUGAGAAGCGAGUGCGCUAGUCACUGCGCUGGACGGGCAACCCGAGACGCUUUGGUGAGAAGCGAGUGCGCUAGCCACUGCGCUGGACGGGCAACCCGAGACGCUUUGGUGAGAAGCGAGUGCGCUAGCCACUGCGCUGGACGGGCAACCCGGGAUGCUUUGGUGAAAAGCGAGAGCGCUAACCACUGUGCUAACCGGACCUAGAUAUUGAAGUUUGUGCCUCUAAAAAAGAUGUCUUCGAAGACGAAGUUUUUUCUCUUCAUUGCACUGCUACUUCCGGCAUCAACGGUAACAGAACCGCCGGAUUGUCAGGUACAGCUGGACAACGACAACAAUAUACCACCGCUGUUUGCUAGUGGGGAAACGCCACUUGAGAUGGAUGUGAGAAUCAUAGUGGUUCAUAACACUCUGGAGGUUACAUGCGUCGUCAACACUUCACAAAUCGUAGCAAAUUUUACGAGUGCUAAUGAAGUUGAAAAUACAGCGAUUUAUUUGAAAUGUACGUUUCCAACGCCUAUCGUCAUCCGACCUAAUUCGCAUCCAAAACCUUUACCAGAAAGAGAAGUGUAUAUGCUUCAAAUAACAGGAUGUGCUUUUGACAAAUCCAGCAUUUUCGCUAUCUCGUCUUUAGCAGAGUUUAAAACGUUUUCGUUCCUAGGUUCGCUAAUUACAGGAGCGGAUUUAACCAGUUUAAAGGAUGUUCGAAGCGAUAGUUUUCAAAGUAUUGUUUCUUUUGCGUUUGUGAAUUUUGGAUCUACAAAUGAGAGUAUAUGGUCAUUAUUUGAUAAAAGGGAUACUUUUGAAAAUAUGGCGGAAAUUUCUAUUACCAACACACACUGGCUUGAUUUACCAGAGAAUCUAUCGUCCAUAUUUCCCAAUCUUCAAACGCUAGACUUGCCCAACAAUGGUUUACAGGUUCCACAUUCAAACUUUCCUUGGACUCAGGAUACAGUGUAUUUACCAAAUAACCUGUCGAGGACCGGAUAUAUGCACCAGCACUAUGCUGAUUCACAAUCACUUAGCAUACCCACUGAUAUAUUCCGAAGAUCUAUGGACAUGAAAAAGAAUAAUAUUACCGAUCUGAGUAUGUUUGAAUUUCAUGGAUUGAUACAUAUGAUCUCAUUACAAAACAACAGUCUUCGUUCUCUUGGAGAAAACACCUUUUCGAAAAUUUUAGGGAUUCAAAACUUGGAUCUCAGUGUUAACAAUUUACAUAGUUUACCUAUAGGAGUUUUUCUUGAGCUUUCAGAGCUGCGGUUACUAGACUUAAGCUCAAACGAUUUGUCGGUUAUUCACAAGGAUGAUUUUACACCUUUGACGUCACUUCACCGCCUGAACUUAGCAAAAAACAAGAUAGAGUUCAUUGAAGAUGGCUCAUUUAGCAGUCUUCAAGAACUACUGAUUUUGGACUUGUCGGCUAAUAGUAUACGAACAUUAAGUGAACACUCAUUCCCAAUAAAAUCUUUGAGUCUUGCAGAGAUUUACGUAGAUGAAAAUCCGAUCAAAAUUUUACCAUCUUUUAUAUUUUAUGUACGUGGUCUCAAAAUUGCCAGUUUUGAACGUACCCAUAUUGCUUUCGAGAAUUUUACAGACUAUUUACUUAACAUGAACAUGAACAGGGUUCUGAGAAGUGUUGUCAAAUCAGCAAGUACUCCAGAUCGUUCAGAUAUUUAUCAACAAUCAAAUGACCCAUGCUUGGUCAAAAUUGGGCAUAGCAAUAACACAAACUUGGGCUUUAAAAUUGACCAGGAAAACAUUACUCUGAAUACAUCUUUGCAGCUCGUAUUGCUUCAUUUUAAACUAGAGUUUACAGCUAAUCCAGUCAGAUGUAAUUGCCGCAUUAACCCAAUUAUAUCAUUUGUAAAUUUUCUCAUAAAAAACAACAGUAUAGGAAACGUACAAGAGUUAUUUGGAAGUUGGAUUUGUCAGUCACCUGAGAAAUUGUAUGGAAAAAAUAUUUUGGAAAUAGAAAUGGAUCAGACAUUGUGCGCUUUCAAUGUAUCAACUUGUCCAAUUCCUUGUAAAUGUUAUGAAAGAACGUUGACUGGCAAUAUAAUUGUGGACUGCAUUGGUUUUAAUUUGAAUGAUAUUCCAGACAAUAUGCCUGUUGGAAGUCUAGAGCUGAGACUCAGUCAUAACAACAUAACACAUGUUGCAAAUAUCGCUUACCUUGGAAGAGUGAAGAUAUUUGACAUUAGUCAUAAUCACCUAAAGACCAUUGAUUCUAGUGUAUUCCAAAAUUUGAAUAAGAUAGAAACUCUGAACUUAAGAUCUAACUAUCUCAUACGGCUACCACAAACGCUGGUCAGACUUGGCGCCAAGUCAAUAAUGCUUUCAGGCAACCCCUAUGUGUGUGAUUGCAAUGUUGUCUGGUUGAAGAAUUGGAUUACAAGUAACAAGGAUAUUGUUACAGAUUGGGAUAUGGUUACGUGUAAUACUUUACAAAAUGACGGCAAUAUAAUAGUGAAAGUCAGUAACGCCGAGUUUAUUUGCAAAGAAAGUUCGUUAAAUGAAUUUGAUGAAAUCAAACACGCUGUGUUGCCUUCCAUUGCAACAUUUGUAACAGUGUGUCUAGUAAUAAUAGCAAUUGCAUUGAUUUAUUCAUUUCGAACUGAAAUUAAAGUGUUGAUGUUUAUACACUGGGGACUACAUCCACUUGAUAACGACACUGGAAAUAAUGCUGAGGAAAUAGAUUGUAUGGUUAUUCACAAGAGUUCCGACAAUGAUUGGGUUCUCGAAAAAGUCGUUAAACCGUUAGAACAUUGCAACAACAACUACACUGUCGUUGAUUCGGACAGAGACUUCAUUGUUGGUUAUUCUUUCCAGCAAAACGUGAGCAACCUUGUUGUGCGCAGUAAAAGAAUGAUAAUAAUUGUAACCGGUAAUUCGAUGCCUGAAAACGUUGCCAUGUCUUGGUCAAUUGCUCAAGAGAAGAUUAAAAGCACAAAAUCUAGCUUUGGAAUUAUUGUAACACAUAAUAUUCAGAAACAUAACAUAGAAGACAAAGAUAUGAAAGCGUAUUUAAAGCAUGGACGUUAUGUAGACUCUAAGGAACUUCUUUUUACAAAUAAACUUCUUUAUUAUAUGCCUGGUAAAUGUAUGAAUCAGAAAUAUCUCAACACCAUCAAUGCAAGUAAAGGUGAAUCAGAUUCGGGUAUAUCUUUCGGGGGGUCGAUAUUUAAUUGUACGAGUACUGUAUCACGCGCGAUAAGUAAUUCAUCAUCUUUGACCAUUGAGUAUGCAGAAAGCGCUGAACUGGUCAGUACUUGUACAACGGAUUUAUUCAUAACAUACCACGACACAGAUAUGGACUUCGCAAGACACAGACUUUUAUCGUUGUUUGAAUCAAAUAACUAUGCUGUGUGCUUUCCAGACAGAGAUUUUCUGUCCGGGCCAUCACGAGAGGAAAACAUUCUCAAUUCUAUUGCAUCGUCCGAACACACAGUGUUGGUUUUAUCGUCUUUGUACAUAAUAGAUGAAUGGUGUUUGUUCACAUUCAGAGCGGCAUACGAAAAAUCUCUUCGCGAAACAUAUAACCAUUUAAUUGUAGUGAUCAGAAAUGAUGUUGAUAUAAGCAACGAUAUUCGGGACAACGAAAUCAAACAUUAUAUUAGAAGUUAUGUUUGUCUGGAGGAAAAUCAUAAAUGGUUCGAAAAUAAGUUACUGCAUUGUGUUGAAUAUUCUCAUUCUUUACAAUCAUGUGGUAUAUUGCCUAUACAGAGUUUAGUUACAGAACUAUAGGUGUAGGAUGUAUUUAUUAUUCAUGAUAUAUUGUUAUAUGAAUAUGGUAUUCUUGCAUGGCAAAAGUAAUGUGAUAUAUUCUGUCUUUGUUCUUAUAUUUUUCUGAUACAUGUUUAGCGGCCAGGGAAGGUUGCAUGUUUGGAGGAAGAUUUUACAAAGGCGAUCCCCUAGUUUGCUGAUAGUCAAGGUGUAUGUACUUCGCAGGAGCUCGGCAUGUUAACAAACCUCUUAAAUGAACUUGAAGUUUGUCCACAUUUCGGAUUAUGACAUUGCAAAGUCGAUGCUUUAGCAUUUGAAACGUGAGGGACCCUUUAAACCCUUAAUUAACAUUCGCUUCAUAUACGAAAUAUAUAUUUUUUGUGAAAAGUGUU
Molecule: messenger RNA, 4428 nt
Organism: Mya arenaria
Lineage: Eukaryota; Metazoa; Mollusca; Bivalvia; Myida; Myidae
Product: protein toll-like
Exons: 4
Coding region: 548-4057 (1169 amino acids)
Biological process (GO): toll-like receptor signaling pathway; immune response
Cellular component (GO): membrane
Molecular function (GO): transmembrane signaling receptor activity; protein binding
Source: RefSeq, a predicted model, not a curated record